This is a messenger RNA of Bactrocera oleae (olive fruit fly), 6777 nucleotides long. The record is from RefSeq and is a predicted model, not a curated record. Lineage: Eukaryota; Metazoa; Arthropoda; Insecta; Diptera; Tephritidae.
GGCAAUCGCACAAUUCGGUAUGCACGAACGAAAAUUGUAGAUUUUCCUCAGUUGUAUUUUGUGAAACGCCGGUAAUAGAGGGGUUCGCGCAUUCGCGUCGUUUUUGUGUGUUAAAACGAAGUAUGUUUUUAUAAGUAUUAUUAACAAGAAUACAAAUUAAAUGUAGGCAUCAUAUUUAAUAAAAAAUUUAAUUAAAAUUAAUCAAACAUAUGAAGAAACUCGAAACAAAAAUAUUAACGGCAAAUUAAAUUAAAUUAAUAUUAAACGAAUUAUUAUUCAUUGCAAAUACAUAUAAAUAUGUGUGUGACUGCAACACAGCGCCGGUAAAAUAGUUUUCCUCAAAAUAUUAAUGCAGAAAAAAAGAUCCGAGAGGUGAAUGAAACCAAAAUAAAAUAUUAAAUAAAGUGUUGAAAGUGUUUUUGAAAAAAAAAAUAGUGAACUUUUUUAUUUGUCAGUUUGUGAUAUUCAACAACAACAAUUCAAUAUGAGUGGCUAUUAUAUUAAGCAACCGCCACUCGCAUCCAGCCUCACAGCGCUGUCAGAUCAACAUUAUAAAAGUGCCAAUAAUUUAAAAACAGCAACAAAAUGCAACUCUGCAUUACUACGACUUUUUUCAUUAAUAAGUUUAGUGCUGCUAGUUUGCUGCAUCUUUUCACACAUUCCACAAAGCGACGCCUUCAAUCUGGAGAAUCGUUUGCCAAUAGUUAAGUAUGGACCACAUGCGAAUUCAUAUUUUGGCUAUUCCAUUGCAACACAUACGGUGGGCGAAUACAAUUGGCCGAAUAACACAAAAUGGCUAUUAGUUGGUGCUCCUUUAGAUAAAAAUCUUCAGCCUGGUACAAAUCAAACCGGCGCGCUGUAUCGUUGCCCGAUUACGCAAACACUCAAUGACUGUGAACAGAUUAUUACCGAUGGACGAAGAUCGUACGAUAGCGACGAUAUUGAAGAGCUGCAGGAGCCAUCGGACGAUGAGAUCAAAGAGGGUCAAUGGCUCGGCGUUACGGUGCGAUCGCAAGGACUCGGCGGCAGGGCACUUGUGUGCGCGCAUCGUUACGUCACCAAAAUGAUGGAGAAUCGCUUUGGCCAAGGGCUCUGUUAUGUAUUGACCAACGAAUUGACUUACGAUGAAGUGUAUGAACCGUGUAAAGGCCGCACCGUACAGAGAGAGCAUGAAGAUUACGGCUUUUGUCAGGUGGGCACUUCAGGCGCGCUGUUGGAUGACAACACCAUGGUGCUGGGCUCACCAGGACCCUUUACGUGGCGCGGCACUGUGUUUGUUACGGAAAUUGGCGGCGAAUAUCUGGAACGCGAUAAGACAAUGUACUAUGGUGAUCAUUUGGAAAAUACAUCACCGGUGGACAAGUACAGUUACUUGGGCAUGGCUGUCACUGGUGGACGUUACUUUGGGGAUCGUAUGUCUUAUGCCGCUGGAGCGCCCCGUUCCAAUGGACACGGUCAAGUGAUAAUCUUUAACAAAGCUAAUACCAAUCCCAUACCCGUUAAAAUGAUACUCGAAGGAGAACAAUUCGGAUCGAGCUUUGGUUAUGAACUGACCACUGCCGAUAUUAAUGGCGAUCAGAAACCGGAUCUCAUCAUUGCCGCACCAUUCUAUUUUAAUAAAAAGGAAGGUGGCGCAGUUUAUAUAUAUCAAAACGAUAAAGAUAUGCUGCCAGAGCAACCGACGCUGAAACUGACCGGGACUAUGGAAAGUCACUUUGGACUAGCGCUCGCCAACAUCGGUGAUAUCAACAAGGAUAGCUGUGAGGACUUGGCUGUGGGAGCACCCUACGAAGGUGAUGGUGUGGUAUAUAUCUAUUUAGGAUCACGUAGUGGUUUGGUUAGUAAGCCUGCGCAACGCAUACAAGCGUCAGAUCUGGGUUUAUUGCCGCAUCCACUGCAUACAUUCGGCAGUUCAAUAAGUGGUGGCACCGAUUUGGACGGUAACUCAUACCCAGAUAUAGCUGUUGGCGCCUACAACUCCUCGGCAGUGGUUAUGCUACUCUCACGACCCAUCAUCAAUAUAGAAACUACGACACGGAGCAAUGAAUUACGGAAUAUUGAUCCGGCAAAACCGGGCUGCUUACAUGAUGCCUCAACAAACCUCACGUGUUUCACGUUUGAAGCCUGCUGUUCCAUUGAACCUUAUGAACCGUCGUCGGCAAAUAAGGAUUUGCGUCUAUUGUACACAGUCGAAGCAGAAACCUUUGCUGGGAAUAAGAAAUUCUCGCGUGUAUUUUUCGAUCGCGAAAUUAAGCACAGCAAUGUGGUGAAACGCGAAGUUACCGUGCGUACCAAUGGACGACAAACUUGUCAGCAAGUCACCGGGUAUAUCAAAGAGAAUACCAAAGAUAUACAGAGUCCGAUUAAGUUUCGCUUGAAUUAUACAAUUGUGGAACCGCGGUUACCACGUUCCGGUUUGGAACUAUUAAAUCCAAUUUUAGAUCAAACACAGGCUUUCGCUGAAUUCGAAGGUACAUUCCAAAAGGAUUGCGGUGAUGAUGAUAUAUGUGAGAGUAAUCUUAUAUUGAAUGCAGAAUUGGAUUUGAACAUGGAAAAUGACAAUUAUGCUUUGAUAUUAGGCGAGAAGAAUGAGACGCGUGUCAAUGUAAACGUAUUGAAUAAGGCGGAUUCGGCAUAUGAGACACAAUUGUUUGUUGUGCAUCAAAAAAGUGUCUCAUACAUUGCCGCUUCGCGUACGAACUCGGUAACCUGCAAUCGUUUCAACGACACCGUAGUUGCCUGUAGCCUUGGCAACCCGAUGAAGCGCAAUACGGCUCUUUACGUCUCACUGCGUUUCGACCCCAGCGGUUUGGAGAAUGAUGAGCGUAAGUUAAGUUUUCACGUCUUUGUCAAUACGACGUCGCGACAUGUUGGCGAUGAGAAGCCCGAUAAAGAGUUAGAAGUGCGGGUGGUGAAACGUGCUAAACUAAGCCUUAAUGGUUUGGAAAAACCCGAACAGAGCUUCUACAGUGGCGAGGUGAAGAAAGACAGCAAGGUUAUGCAAAUGGAAGAUAUUGGCUCGCCAGUGAUGCACACUUACACGAUAUUUAACGAAGGGCCCUGGAAGGCACCGAAGGUCGUGCUCACUAUCUACUGGCCACAUCAGUUGACCAGUGAAAAGAGUAAAAAGGACAAGUGGUUACUCUACCUAGAGGCUAUGCCAAUUGUAGAGAAUGCCGAACUCAGCGAAUGUUUCGUAGCACCCGAGCAUAUUAACCCACUCAAACUCACAGCGAAAACGAAAUCAAACGAUUUAUUAAGCACACUGCAAAUGGCACCGGCAGCCUAUAUGAUGCGUCCCACCGAUAAGACACAAUACUUUAGCCGUUACAGCACGUACAGUGAGAAGAGUGUCUACAAAAAGCAAAAGCCAACACAACGACCGGGUCCACAUGACGAGGACGAUGAUGACGAAGAAGGACGGUAUUUAAAUCGUGUGCGCCGAAACACAUUCGAACGCAUUAUACGACCCGAACGUUUCAUGGACAACGGUGGUGAGCACACAAAUCGCAAACGUGACAUAGUCGAGUUGGAUUGCAAUAAGGCGACGGCGUCUUGCGUUAAAAUCCAAUGUGAAAUUUACAAUAUUGAAGCGCUCACCGAGGCGUACGUGCAUAUACGUGCGCGUCUGUGGAAUUCCACGCUCGUAUCCGAGUAUCCACGCGCCGAUUUAGUGCGAAUUAUGUCGAGAGCGACAGUUAAAAUACCGCUCGAAUAUUCAGUGGAGCAUACGGAAGAGAAUUACCUGCUGGAGACACGCGCCUAUCCUGAACUGCUCGACCAGCAGAGAGAGCAGCCGACAUCUAUAUGGGUUUACAUUGUCGCCAUUAUCUGUGGACUGAUCGUCUUGGCUGUGGUCGUACUUAUACUCUGGCAUAUCGGUUUCUUCAAGCGUCGACGACCCGAUCCAACGCUAAGCGGCAAUCUGGUGAAGAGCGAGGAGAAACCAUUCUUGAAUGACGCAACGAGUAAUGGUCGUGGCUUCUAACAAGAGGGGACAGUCGGGUGGGAUAUCGCGCAGCGGGCGCCUCCUAAAGUACAACAAACAUGCUGUCUAACACUAAAGCAUCGCGUCGAACCAGCUGUGAUCUUCAAUACCGAAACUGCCAACAAUAACAACAACGCUUACUACAACAACAACAAUAACAAUAACAAAAACUAUAACACAAGUGGUUAUGGUAGUGCCAGCUAUAAGUCUGCUUGGAGCAAUACUGGGCAAACGGAUGUGGCAGUCAUCGAUUGGGGUUCGCAUUGGUAGUAUGGAUACGUGUGCUUGAGUUAGUGUUAUGGGCGUGGCAUGCCGUUAGUUGGGUGGCAAAACGUUAUGUGUCGUCUUAUAACAUAUUAUUAUAUUAUAUAAUUUUUUCUAGGGUGGUAAAUGUCUGUGCCAUUUUACUUAAUUUAGGCAUACAAACAUAUGUAUAAAUAAAUAUUAUUGCGGUUCAAUUUAGGAUGAUAUUUUAAAAUAAUUAUUAAAGUUACUGAAACUAUCUGCUGCUUUUGCUGAUUAUCGAUUUGUAUAGCAGCAAAUGGUAGUAAAAUUUGCAUUUAAUGCGCAGAAUAUUGUUUAAAUUUAGACUUAGGUUUUAAAAUGUCCUUACUUGUGUAAGAUUAAAACUGUAAGUGUUGUGUAAAGUUCACUAAAACAUUUGCUAGACAAGCAAGUUGCAAAAAAAAAAUUUUUAAGUUAGGAAAAUUGUAAAAAACUAACACAUCAGCAAAAAAUUAAUUUCAACAAAACAAAAAAAAAAAAAACGAAAAGCCGCCAUUAACUUUAGCGACUAAAAUUUAUAUUUUUAUGUAAAUUUUGUUUAACAACGAUUAUUUAACUUUUCAUUUUUUUUAUAUAUUAAAGUAAUUGGCGUUUAUUUUAUUUCAGUUUUUGUUUUGAUUUUAUUUUAAUUAAUUUUAUUUUAUUUUUAUUUUACUGUUUUAUUUUAUUCAUUAUACCAUAAUUUAUUUUUUAUUAUAUUUUUAUUUUAUUUAUUUAUUAAAUCUUCAUUUAAUUGGAGUAUUUUAAAAAAAUUUCUUAGUAUUUGUUUUUACAUAUGAUGACAUCAUUUUUUUUUAAUUCUUAUUAAAAAUUUUUUAUUAAAUUUUAUUUUAAUUUUUUAACAGUUUUAAAUAGCUUGCUUUUAUUACAUUUUUAUUUUAUUUCUUUUUUUUUUGUUUUUUGUUUAUUAUUACUAUUUAUUUAUUACAUUUUAAUUUCUAUAUGCGAAAUUUAAUUUCAUUAUAUAUUAAAAUAUUUAUCAAAAUUAUUUGCUUUUAGUACUACAUACAUUUAGUUUAAAUUAAAUAUUUUGUUUAAAUAUGUUUUAUAAUUUUCUUUUUGUAAGAAAAAAAUUUUUAUUUAAUGUAUUUUUUUUUAAUUACGACUAAAUUUUUUUAUUAUUUUAUUAUAAUUUUUGUUUAUAUAUUUAUUAAUAGUAAUAAUUUUAAUUUUUUUUUAUCAAAUUUGUUUGCUUUAAUCAUAUUUAUAUUGAAUUUAUAUUCAUAAAUUUUAAUAAUUCUAAUUAAUAUUUUAUAUUUCUUUUAAGGUUCUACAUUUGUUUUUAUUUUUUAUUUUUAUUUCUGUUUUAUAUUUAUAUUAUUUUUUUUAAAUAUUUUUUUAAAUUAUGAUUCAGUUCAAUGUUUUACUUAUCCUUAAAGAAACUUCAACUCUUUUUUAUAUUUUUUUUGUUUUGUAAUUUAUUGUCUUUCUAUUUGCCAUGUAAUUUUUUUUAUUACUCCAUAAAUAGAAUUACUAAGAAGCUCACAACCGAAAACAAAUUUUUUCUGCAAUACUGUUAGAAAUUAAACGACUAAACGAAAACUAAAUUAAAUAGUAAGUUUUAAAAAUCUAAAGGUACACUUUGAUAAUUUGCAUAAAAAAUUUAGAAAAUAAUUUUCACUGUUUGGUGUUAUGUUUUUCACAGUAUUGUAGCAGAAUUUUCUUUACACAAUCUUGUAUUAGCAUAAAUUUUAGACCGGCUAAGUUGGCUUAAGAGCCAGGCCUAUAUAAUAUUUACCUAUUAUAAUUAAUAAUAUAAUACAAUGUAAGCAAAAAUUUAGCAUAAAAAUUGCAUAUUUUGCAAAAAAACAUAAAUAAACUAAAGUAAAUGACAUAUAAUAUAGCAUAACCUAAAAAAAAAAGUCCAAAACUAAUAACCACAAUCGAUUGUAAAUACGUAAAUGUGUGGAAUUUGUAAAUUUUAAACACAUGUUUCUAGCAAUAAAUUCCAUUCACUAUAUUUUAAUAUAUAUAUAUGUACAUAUAUACAUACAUACAUAUAUAUUUAAACAUAUUGUAAGUGCAUAUUUAGGAAAUCGAGCUCGAACUUCUUUUUGUCUUUAACUUAAAGCCGUAAAACAAAUAAUGUUUGUAUAUAAAUCACCCGCUACAAUUGAAUAGGUAUAAUAUAUAUAACGAGUGUUUAUGUAUAAGUGUGCAUGUAUAUCAGAGAAACACUGCUAUAAAGUGUGCGUGCAGAUAUUUUUUUAUAAUGUUCAAUAAAUAUGUGUUUUAUAUCUUAAGUUAUUUCUAAUUUAUUUUGUAUUAGCUAUAUUAUGUAAUUAAUUUCGUAAGGUUCAUUCAAUUGCAAUUGAGGUGACAAAAGUUGUGAAAUAUAUAAAUAUAUAUAAAUUUGUAAAUAUUUAAUGAAAAUAUGUGUUUCUUAAUUAGUGGGUGUAUGAGGGUUCGAAUUAUUAGUUGAAGUUAAAUUUUUUAAGACCUGAAGUAGGUCAAUGGUAUAACAUAAAAAUGCUUAGUUAAUUAAUUUUGUAACUUAUAUGCAG